AUGAACGGUGAGAGGUUGCAGACUUUCAUCCGGGCUUUACUGUCGUUCGACGAUCCCCAGCUGACUUAUGAAACCAUAUGCAAGUAUGUUUCGGGAGUCCAGACUUUCAGCCAAAUUCGCGGUGAAGCUAAGCUAACAGAAACCGAUCGUCAGCACGUCAAACGUGCGCUCGAUGCUGUGAAAAGGAUACGUGAGGGUCAGGGGAGGAAGAGAAAGCAAGCUCCGGUGAUGGACGACGAGCUGAUUGACUCGUUGAUACGAAUGCCAACAGUUCUAGGCUCCGACAAUGAGCAAAUCAAGACUCUCACUCUUUUUACGGUGGCCACAGUCUGUAGACUAGAUGGAACCCACGGAUUGAAUGGUAACGAUAUCGAGCUAAUAGAGACUCCGGGGAAACUCCGUCUCAAAAUUAAGUUGAUGAACCCCAAGACUGAGGAUGGUCCAACUUAUAAGGAGAUCGAUUGUGACGAUCACUGGGAGAUGCAAGGGAAACAGCAGGACGCAUGUGGGGUGAAGUGGUGUGCAGCUCAUGAGAUAGCCCGUCGGAAGAUUGCUUUGAAGAAUAAUCGCUUCCGUCUGUUCCCAAAAAUACAGAAGAACCGCUAUGCUAGAAAGUUGAGGGCCUUGGUCGACUCACAGUUCCCAGGUAUGGGCGAUCGUUGGUCAAUACAGAAUGUUACUGGGCAUGGCCUGCGUCGAACUGGCAGUACUCUUCUCAAGUUGUGUGACGUUCCAGAAAAAGAGGUGCAAGCGGCGGGUAAAUGGAAGAGUGACGCCUAG
This is a messenger RNA of Perkinsus marinus ATCC 50983, 780 nucleotides long. RefSeq lists its product as hypothetical. The record is from RefSeq and is a predicted model, not a curated record. NCBI's taxonomy places the organism in Eukaryota, Perkinsozoa, Perkinsida, Perkinsidae. The transcript has a single exon. The coding region runs from base 1 to 780 and encodes 259 amino acids. Gene Ontology annotation, molecular function: DNA binding. Gene Ontology annotation, biological process: DNA recombination; DNA integration.